Gossypium arboreum is the source of this 573-nucleotide messenger RNA. RefSeq lists its product as uncharacterized. The transcript has 3 exons. Bases 1 to 573 code for a protein of 190 amino acids. The record is from RefSeq and is a predicted model, not a curated record. Gene Ontology annotation, molecular function: nucleic acid binding. NCBI's taxonomy places the organism in Eukaryota, Viridiplantae, Streptophyta, Magnoliopsida, Malvales, Malvaceae.
AUGCGAUUUCAUCAAGUUGAGACUAGAACUACUAUAGAUUUUGGGCUGAGUAAUGAUGGAGCAUUGUGGUUCCGAGGUAGGAUCUGUGUACCUAAUGAUAGGGAUUUGAGGCUGUCGAUUUUGAGGGAAGUGCAUAGUAGUCCGUACGCUAUACAUCCUAAUGGAAUUAAGAUGUAUAAAGAUCUCCGAGAGUUGUACAGGUGGCCAGGGUUGAAGCAUGAGAAGUUGGCUAAACUUUACAUCUCAGAGAUAGUAAGACUAUAUGGGGUUCCAGUGUCGAUUAUCUCUGAUAUAGAUCCUCGGUUUACUUCUCGAUUGUGGAAAAAGCUUCAUGAGGUUUUGGGUUCACAACUUGACUUCAGUAGUGCAUUUCAUCCUCAGACAGAUGGUGAGCGACGUGUUCUGGGUUCAAAGUUGAUUUCAGAGACUAAGGAUAAGGUCCGGUUGAUUCGAGAGCAUCUGAAAGUGACUUCUGAUAGACAGAAGUCUUAUGCCAAUUUGAACAGGAAGGACAUUGAGUAUUCUGUGGGGACUUGGCUUUUCUUAAGGUCUCGCCAUGGAAGAAGGUUCUGA